AUGCGCAAAGCAAAUGCUAUAAAAACAACGAAAUUAUAUUUUACAAUUUUGCUAGCAAUGCAGUCUGUACUUACUCGCGACGUAGCUGCAACAAGAGAUCUCGAGAUACCCACAUAUAGUGAGCAUUACACCUCAGACUAUCUGUUCUCCAAGCAACAGGCAUUUGUUCAGCAGGCUCAACAAGAGAAUAACGACUCAGGCUAUUCUGAGAAUGAGGAAGAAAGAAGUGAUGAUUUAAUGAAAAUUGAUAGGACCCAGGCAGAUAUCGAGCAAAAUUCAGAAGAAUUCGCACAACCAGAUCGAACCAAUACUUAUCAAAGAUACGGCGGUGAGCAUCCGAUUAAAAGGCCUGUCUCUUCCGUGAUAUUUGACUUUUCUUCUCUAGUACCAUACUUACUUAUUGUAUUGGGUGUCGUAGCCAGGUUUGAUACAAUAGACAUUCCUGACUUGGCAAAAAACCCGUUUUUGAUUGUUUCCUUUUAUAUGCUUGUUUCGAGCUGCUUGGCAACGCUUCUGCCACCUCUGAAAAGAAUUCAUGGUAUUUUUCUUCCUGUAUACAUCAACUUCUCAAUUCUCGCAAUCGGAUACUCCAUGUUCUACUUUCUUGUGCACAAUAUUAAUGCUUUUCUUUCCGAUCUUCAGUCUGAAAAAUAUAUGGACCAGUUUUCCAAGUUCCUUGGCUACUUCAAUACUUCUGAUAAAGAUGCAAUAUUACACUCUACCCACGAAGCCCUGGAAAAUAUAAAGAGCAUUACUGAAUCAAUAUAUUUCCAGAUAGGAAUAAUUGUUCUAAUUGCCAUUUUUACUUUCUUUACACUUUGCUAUUUUCUUUCGUUUAGAUUUUCAUUAGAAAAACUGUCCCUAGUUCAGAUACCCUUACUAUUGGGUCUGUCAGUAUAUUACACAUAUGAAAUUUCAAAGCUGAUUUCACAAUGCGAUUCAUGGUAUUGUCUUCCAUUCAAGGCUCUGAGGAAUGUCAACUCUUUGAUUAAUAAUUCAUGGUUAAGCAGGUUUGUUAAUGAAACUGUGAAAAUGGCAUGCGAAUAUGUAUUCUGGUGGAUGCCCUUUCUUACCGUUCUCGUGGGGGUCUUGUGGAUUGUAUUUAUGAUUGAUAUGGCUAUAUGGAACACGGUAGGCGACCGUUUUUCAACGAAUUCCGAUUAUUUUGGCAUGGAGACAAUGAUGCUAAGAAAUGAUUUUAAGUUUGCUGGCCUCCAAGACAGCAAGUAUGGUAGCAACGAAAGUUUUAUUCCCAUUGAGAAUGAACCAAUGGAUAAGUAUUGA
Molecule: messenger RNA, 1284 nt
Organism: Vittaforma corneae ATCC 50505
Lineage: Eukaryota; Fungi; Microsporidia; Nosematidae
Exons: 1
Coding region: 1-1284 (427 amino acids)
Source: RefSeq, a predicted model, not a curated record